GGUUGAACGUGUGGGGGGACACAGAAGCGCUGUGUGUGUGGCUGCAUAUGGGGCACCAUGAAGGGGGGGAGCCUGAAUGGGUGAUAGGGAGCUCUCCCCCCCCCCCACCCUAGAUUUCCUGUCCCUGUGUGCUACGGUAAAUCUCUAAAAUCCGUCUCGGUCUGUUUCAAGCAAACCCUGGAUGUCAGGCAUGGCUGAGCCUGCCCCGUGAUUCUGAAUCUCCCAGCUCCAGCUUCCUUCCUCGCCAGCCUCUGCCCCGCGUCGGAGGGACAAACUCCCCACCAUGAACUGUGUGCGGAAGCUGCUCCUGGCCCGAGAGCUCUCUGCCGGCCGAGGCAUCCUGCGGCAAGCCGCUCCGGGGAGGGAUCUCCCGUGGCUGCAGGAAAGCAGCUGUGCCCAGGGCUUCUGGCCGGUUCCUGUGCGGAGCAUCCGGAGUGGUGCUGCCCUGAGCCGUUCCGAUCUCGUCCCCUCGGCAAGGGGGGACAAGGAGAAAGACAGAGGGUCCCGUGAUGGGGCCCUGGUACCCUUUGAUGAGCUCUUCGAGCGGGCCUGCAAGGAAGACAGAAACAAGGCCAGCUUCAGCCGAGCGGUGGAGCUCUUCUGCCAGAGAGACAUCCGGCGGAGAGGUCACAUCGAGUUCAUCAAUGCGGCCCUCAGGAAGAUGCCAGAGUUUGGGGUGGAGCGGGAGCUCGACGUCUACAACAAGAUCCUGGACGUCUUCCCCAAGGAAGUGUUUGUGCCCCGCAACUUCAUCCAGAGGAUGUUCAACUACUACCCGAGGCAGCAGGAAUGCGGGAUCCACGUCUUGGAGCAGAUGGAGAACUAUGGCAUCAUGCCCAACAAGCAGACGAAGUUCCUGCUGCUCCAGAUCUUUGGUGAGAAGAGCCAUCCCGUUCGCAAGUACCAGCGGCUCAUGUACUGGUUCCCCAAAUUCAAGCAUGCCAACCCCUACCCGGUCCCGGCGGCCCUCCCCCAAGACCCCGUUGACCUCGCCAGAUUCAGCCUGCAGCGGAUCGCUGCGGACCUGAGCGCCAAGGUCACGGUCUAUCAGAUGCCUCUGACAGAUAUUUUGGAUGAUGGAAAAGAGAUCACCCAACCGCACAUCGUAGGAAUCCAGAGCCCCGAUCAGCAGGAACUCCUGGCUUGCCACAAUCCGGCCAGGCCCGUGUUUGUCGAGGGCCCCUUCCCCUUGUGGCUGAAGAAGACGUGUGUUUAUUAUUACGUACUCCGGGGAGAGCCGCUACCUCCUGAAGAAAAGGAAGAGGUGAUAGACUCCGAGAGGAACUUCUACUACCCCAUGCAGCUCGACCUGGACCUGGAUCGGGACCUCUGGGAUAAUGAGGAAUUUUACGUGGAUGAAGUGGAGGAAGGCCCCAUCUUUGCCAUGUGCAUGGCCGGGGCAGGAGACCAGGCCACUUUGGCCAAGUGGAUUUUGGGCCUGCAGCAAACCAAUCCCAUUUUGAGUCAGACGCCAGUUGUGUUCCACCUCACGCCGGGGCCCCGAGAGCUCCAGGUGGACUUGGACUCGGAGAGCGGUGAGGAGGAGAUCCCGCAAAGUUGGCAUGCGAAGCAAGAGCUUUAAACCUGUCUGUUUCAUCGACUUCCUUGGUGAUUGUGUAGCUGCAUGUGGCUCCCUCCUGCCUUGCCAAUCGAGCAGAUAGGCCAGAGGGAGUCUGUUUCAGCAGCCACCAUGGCAUAGGAAUGGAUUCGUCCUUUCAAUCAGUCUGAGCCACUUUUAGUAGAGUUGCAUGUAAUGGGGAUGCUGCGAAUAUUCGCCUGCCCCCCAUGCCCAUGCUUCCUUCACUCUAGCACUAAGUACCAUACUGCAUAUUGGGUGAAUGCGCUUAGUCGCCAUAUAAUUCGGUGUAGCAGUCUUACAUUUGGACCUGAUCAUUGUUCUCUGGGCUUUCUGAGCACGGCAGUGGGAGCCCAGAGCCUCCUGAGUUGUAAUCCCAGCUCCUAUUAAACUGCUCCCCCUGGGCGUGGAGCAGAGACGUUAUUAAAAAGCCUGCAGCACUUUCCGAAGAAGACGGG
Messenger RNA from Caretta caretta (loggerhead turtle), 2034 nucleotides. It is a transcript of the gene ECSIT, whose product is annotated as ECSIT signaling integrator. Gene Ontology annotation, cellular component: mitochondrion. The record is from RefSeq and is a predicted model, not a curated record. Lineage: Eukaryota; Metazoa; Chordata; Testudines; Cheloniidae. Gene Ontology annotation, biological process: innate immune response; cell surface receptor protein serine/threonine kinase signaling pathway.